CUGCGAGCGGGAGCGGGCCGGGGGGGCUCGGCGGCCGGGGUCCCCGAAUGGCUGCGGGGCCAGGGGGGCUGCCGUGAGCCGCGCCGGGCGCUAAGAGGCGCGGGGAAGCGCUGGCUCCAUCACCCCCCGGAGGAGGGAGGCAGGCGCGUCCACCUGCGCGCACGGGAGAGCCGGGCUCAUGGAGCGGCGGUGACUGCAGCAGCCGCCGCCGCAAUCCCCAGCCUUGCCUGCUGGAGGCAGGGGGGGGGUGGCCCCCAGCCCGCCCCACGCUCCCCGGCCCCCCUGGCGGGCCCGGUGCCAAGUCUCCUUCAUCAGCAAGUAUAAACCCUUCCACUCUCCUCUUCACCUACCCAAAGACCAAAUUUGGAAAAAGUAACCAAAAGGGAGGCCCACAUCUUAAACAGAACAGGGAAAGCGGGAUGGUGUUGAAAUAAUUUAAGGGUUGGCUAGAUGCAGUGGAGUAUGGAAUGAACAAUAAGAGGUUAAAUUGAUGGAUGACCAACAAGAUAAGGAUUGUGCCUCAGAAGACCAUGAAACUAUCCUGAUUAAUGGGGUGAAAGAAAAUGAGUCCCAUGACCCAGACAGUGAUGGGAAGCCUUGCACUGCUGCAGAUACUGCGGUUACGUUUUCAGCCUUGACAAUAGCUCAGAAGGAAAAUCAAGUGUGCCACCGAGUGCUGCCUCCUCUGACUUCAAAGAAGCCCUGUUUGUUGAGCCCUCCUUCUCCUCUGAGACUCACUGAUGUACCUGAGAACACUUCAGAUGACUCGUCCGCACACGCUAUUUCUCUUACAUCUUGUGUGACAAAGAGCAUGAGCUCCUGGUCUCUGCCAGGCGAUUGUGAGAAGGCUCCAUUCACAAUUAUGGAGCCCGGAGGCAUGUCAGCUCUGACUGGUGACUGCUUGAUGCAGCCAAGCCGGACCUGUCUAGGCUGCUUUAUUGAAUCAAAGGACGGCAUUGAUGCAGAGCCGGGAAUAAGCUUGAAAGUGGGUGAUAUAAAUAGGGAUUAUGACACCUGUUCAGUCUCUGAUAUAGGGAUUCACUGCAUGAGCACAGGAGAAACCAUGAGAUAUGGGGAUCAGCUGCUUUCAGACCAGCUUUUAAGCUUCCCUAUGCAUAAAUCGAGGGCAGCAGACAAAAGAGAUGCAGAGAAAUCUGACAGUGAUUCAGAGGACCCCACUCAGAAAAAUUAUUACGAGGGAUUACUAUCAGACAAAUGCAAUGGUGAGGAACCUUUGCUAACAAAUCCCAACCAGGAGUGGGGCUAUUUCGAAUCUUUCAUUAGUGAAAGUAAAAUUGAGCUGCUUGACCUUUGCUCCAAAAAUGAGCUUUCUGUAAACUUGUUUUCUGAGGAAGAUGUGGAUAAUUAUAUGUUUGAUGAUGAUGAUUCAACCUUGGGAAGUGACGUCUGCUCCUUAAAGAUUAGAUAUGAAUCUUUCCAAGACAACGUGAGGGAGAAGACCAACGCCCUGCAAGAGGAUGCCCAGUUCAACUUCUUUCCCAGUGUGUUUGGCAACUGCACUAAAAGGGACAACAAGAGCACCCUCAAGAGGGGGGCUGGUGGUGGGGCUGAUCCUUCCCAAUUCAAAUCUGAGGAGGGCAUCAUUUGGGGGGAGGAAGAGGAGGAUGGAGAGGAGGAGGAUGGGGAGGAGGAGAAGGAGAAAGCUGCCUUAAAUAAAACUUGCAACAGUACAGAGGUGGUGCAGUAUAUAGGCUCUAAAAGGAGCCACUUCUUGGACUCUGUGAAUUCCACAGAGGACUCCGGGGAGUUCAGCGAUGACAGCACCUGCACGGAGUCCUCGGAUGAUGUGCUGCGGGAUAUAAAGGAUUGUAGCAGGUAUCUGUCCAGGGAACAUUCCAAUUCCUUCAUUCAGCAGAACUAUGGGCUGCGGGCAAAGAGGAAAGUACGAUACAGCGAUGAUUACUUGUACGAUGUGGAUUCCAUUGAGAGUGAGAAGAUUCUGGAUAAGAAAGAAUGGCUCCCGGAUGGACCCAAAGAGGAAGAUGACGACGAAUGGUGCCCAAAGAAAAGGCGAAAAGUCUCUCGCAAGGAGCCCCCGGUUAUCAUCAAGUACAUCAUCAUUAACAGAUUUAAAGGGGAGAAGCAUAUGCUGGUGAAGCUCAGUAAAGUCGAUGCCAAUGAGACAACUGUUACCCUAAGCGAGGAACUGCUCAGCAAGUAUGAAAAACUGGCCCCACUGAAGGGCUUCUGGCAAGAGAGGCAGCAGAGCCGGAUGGAUUAUCUUAGAUCGUCUCUUUACCAUAAACAGAAUUUCUAUCUUAAUGGCUCGGAUGUCUCAUUCCUUCCUCACCCGAGAAAGCGAAAAUGCAAACUAGCAAACAGGCACAGGAUUCAAAGAAUUAAAGCCAUUGAGCAAUCGGUGAACAAACUGGGCUCCUGCUCCUCUGAUCAGAAGCAGCCUUGCAGCAGUAAAGAAGAUGCAGGCCUGAAAGGGAUGCAGACAUUAGCCAUCGCUACCCCCAGCUGUGCAAAUGGAUUACAUUUAAAUGACAUCACAGGCAUUGCCUCAGUGAAGUACAAAUCACAGGAAAGGGAAUAUAAGGGAACAGAGAGGAAAGUGCUACGCCGAAUCAAAUUCAAAAGUGAAGCCCGAUUGAAAUGCAAGAAAAUCAAAGCUGCCACAAAUACGGGAGAAAUCUCCCCUGCUUUGGAAAAUCAGGACACAGCAGCUAGUUUGAAGGAUGAAAAUAUUCCUUGUGCUUCAGAGACCUCCCAUAUUUCUGAGUGCCAGGAGGAUAAGGUUGCUAAAAAUUCUACUUUCCUGCCAGCCACCUGCUCUCCCGACAAGCCUCUACCACCUGCUAAUAUCACCACCAAUGUACCCCUGAUCCCCGGCGGGUAUCUGCAGACAUUGUUAGAUGCUUCUGAUUUGUCAAGUAACACUGGUAUCUCAUACUUCACCCAGCAUCCUGCUGAACGGCAGCAUUCCCUCCCUAGCAUUGUUCAGGCAGAAAAGCAGUUCUCUGCUCUGCAGACAGCCCAGAGUUGUGUGCUGUCCCCGCCUUCUGAAUCUGAACUGCAGCAGUCACCUGGCCACUUAGAAAUUGAGCAGAGCAACUUCAGUAGCAUGUGGCCAGCAAACAAGGCUGCUAGCAGCAACCAUCAGGAAUUUGCAAGUGACAUGAGGGAGGCUUCUGCGUUAUCAAAUGAGUUUGGUGGCUCUGCAGGAGCAGAUAACCUCCCAGCCUCUGGAUAUAGUCAAGUAAAUCUGAAUAGCAGCAAAUUGCUAUACCAAAAAAAAUAUGUGCCGGAUAACCAACAAGUGCAGUCUGAUGAUUCUUAUCAGUCAUGUCAUUUUAAUAAUGGAGAGGGGCGCUUUCAUUUCCAACGAGGUACACUAAGUACAGAUGAUGGCAGACUCAUUAGUUUUGAUUCAGUGGGCUCACUGUCAGUUAGUUCGAGCAAUUACAGUUCUUUAAGUCUAAAGUCUUGUGAAAAGGAUGGUGAAGAUGAUAUUAAUGAUGAUUUCUUGGCCCACUGCAGUCCCAAGCUAGUGAUCCAACAAAGUAUAGAUGAAAUAACCCCUUUGAAAGAGUCUACGGACCUUUUAGACAUCUCCAACUUCACACCUGAUAAGUUCCGUCAGUCAUCGCUUUCGGAAAUGUCUCCUCCAGACACCCCCAACCUUUCCCCUCAGAUAACUGUGUCAGAUACCAAAUCGCUAAGCAAUCUGAAAGGUUUUCAGGAGACCACUCAGACUGUGCUAAGCAAUACUGAUAAGGUCAAGUGGAACUGUGGGGUUCUCCAGACCCAAGAUCAGGCAGAUAGUGGGUUUACUUUAAAUAAUCAUCAGUUUCAGUUCCAUAUGUUCAAUGAUGAAGAUUCUGUUAGCCUCCUUGAAAAAAGUCCAUGCUUGUCAACAUUUAAUGAGCCAUCUGGUCAAAUUAGCACCAAUAGCAAAGUGUCAAAAUCUAAGAGGAAAAGUUCAUCCAGCAAGAAUGUAGGUACAAACCAAAGUUCUCCCCAGAAAAACACCAGGAAAAAAUCUCCUAAAACUAACAAAGGAACUGAUAAACCACAAAGUAAAAAUUCCAGGCAGACUCCCAAGUCAACAAGGAAAGGGAAAAAUGCAGCUGGAGUCAAUGGUGAAAAGGCUCAAGCAGCUGGCAGCAGGACAGUCAAUCAGUUAAAUAAUACAGCCUCAACAACAAAGGCACUAGCUGAAUGCAUUCAGCACCGCAGCCCAACCUCUGUAAAGAUAGGGAAGCAUAAUGGACUAUCUGGUGAAUGGUCACUAAGAAAAGACAAUAGUACAGGCUGGUCCGAAACUAGCAUAGCAAACACUAACAACCUCCUUGAUGAUGAUCAAAGGGAAUUUGAGGAACCUUCCAAUAUUUUAUCUAACAUUGCAUCUGGAAUGGCAGAUGUUCAGAGAUUUAUGAUGGCCUCAAUCGAACCCUUGUGGGGGCCUGUAGGCCAUAAUAGCGUCCCAGAUAUAUUUCGGUCGCCUGAAUCUAACAGCCUGAAGUUGAAAACUCUUAAAAUUUUGGCAGGGACAUCACAAGAGUCCAAGAAAAAGGGAAAUGGUAAUUCCCCGGGAACUGCGAAGAAUCACAAGUCAAGCAACAAGGGCUCAAGUAAAAAUAAUGGCAAAGCCACAACUUGUGAUCCCAGUCGCCCCAACUGUUCAACUGGGUACAAUAUAGACAUUCACUCUCCCUUUUUUGAUAAAAGCUAUAGUAACCUGAGCACUUUAGGCAAUAAUGGACCUACCCAUAAAAAGCUGUACCGUCAUAAAUCAAGUUCUAAAUCACUGAGGGAUGAGAACUGUAAAGUAAAGCGAACAGACCGUGAACAGACCCAUAAGGACCCAUCUGUGACAGCUUCUUUUGAAAAACUGAGGUAAUGCUGCACCAAACUGGCUGGAAUGCACCCUUAACUUUCCUACUACCUGCUAAGCCCGCUGUUCCUCAUUUUUUCCUUCCUGAAAGCAAGAGUUGCAUGAAAGAGACAUUCCCCUUUUACAGUUUUUUUUAAGUGCAUGAAAAUACUUAUUACUUGCAAGCUACCUAAAAGAAUGACCCAUUUUCUGGCUUGGCUGGGGUUAAAAAACUAACAAGGCUACUCUUUUCUGCUGUUUGGCUUCUUCAGUUUUUAAUUACUUAUUUAUUGAAAAAAAACAAAACAAUUACGUGCUCUUUUUAAUGAUUUUGAAAAGGAAAGACUUUUUUUUUUGAACAUUUUGUAUAAAAGAAAACACAAAAAAGAGGUUAUGCAUCCAAAAGCCAAGAUAUCUAACUAAAGGCUCUUUAGUUUGAAAAUGAAAACUCAUUCAUAAUUGAGCUUCAUGUGGCAAUUCUGAGUGCUUUCUAGCCCCCUCUGCUGUUUAUAUCAUAACCUAUAUCAUAAAGCGUCAUCUGCUGUAUCAGAGUUUAGAGCAUAUGAUCCUAUCGUGGUGGCUCCACACAAGCUAACUAAGAUGGCAUAAAAUGUUUGAUUUUUCUGCAGGGAAUCAGACUACAUUCUUCUUAAAGCAGAAACAACAUCUUUGGUUUUACCUGUGUUUGAAGAAGAGACUCCUUUUUCUAGAAAGACGUUUGAUGUUUGGUUUUUUUUUGGUUUUUGUUUGUUUCUUUCAAAAUAUGCCUUGUGGUAUGUUGAAAUGUAAGUGCUGAAAUGAAGAGUUUGAAAUUGUGGGAAUUUAUUCUUUGAAAGCAAACCUAAUCUGGUAUUCUCCGUGAAAGACUUUUAAAAGUCAUACUGUUGUACAGUAGUUUAUGCACUAUUACCCACAACAACAACAAAAAUUGUGCCAAACUAUGAACAAGUGACUGUAUUGUACAUAUUUUUACUUCUCUAUCAACAUUGGGUUGUGAGUGUUUUCUGGAACUAUGCCUUUUGAUUUACUAUAAACAUUCCAGUGAUUAUGUAUUAACCACCCCCCUUUGAAAGCACCUGUAACUCACAGUGAAAAUGAUGUUGUUCACUUAUACAACUUACCAAAAGUUUUAUGGACAUAACUAAAAGUGUGCCAAAUUUACUUACCUCAUUUCAUGGAUUUGCCCUGUGGUUUAAAGCUCACCAAAAAAAAAAAAAAGAACUUUAAAACUGAAGCUGGGAAAUUUUAAUGUCCUUUCUUUAGAAACACGAGCAAAAAAACCAUAAUGAUGAAAUUUUGGGUUUCAUUAUAGGAGAAAGUUGAAAUGUUGGAGGAAUUCAGAAAAUCACUCAAGGUAAGUUUGACAGGGACUCAAAUGUCUGCAUUUAGAGACUACAGAACAGCUGCUUUUCAAGUGUCUGUUUUCUUAAAGCAAAACCUGUAGCUGAAGAUCAUUUAAAGUGCAAAGUUAUAUUGCUGAUACUUUGUAUCUCAGUUUUAUAUAUUUUAUAAUAACCUGGGAUAAAUUCUAAAAUAGUUAUAAAAUUAGAACUACUACAUUUCAUACAUUUAUUGCUAUUUACUUUUCUUUGAGAAGUUUCUUAAACAUUUUUAUGCUGAUCCUGUCAGAAGUGCUCUCAUAUCACAGCUUUGGUGUUUUCUAAGGGUUUAACUUUGCAAUGCCAAUAUUGUUUGAAAACUUUAAAAUGAAAACAAUUUUCAAUGCAACCAUUUUUUUCUUUGACUCGGUACAUAAUAAAAGAGAAAACAGAAAUAUUUGUGAUCUCACCAAAUCGAGGCCAGAUCAUACAUGACUGGACUAUAUGAAGACAGUGAUAAGUAUUGAAUGCUAAAAGUAUUUUCAGAAGGCCUUAUUUGUAGCCCACCAUGCCCUCACCUCGAGAAAACAAAAACAAAACAAAAAUUCACUUAUUUUCCUUGUGCAACUAAGAGCCUGUGCAUUUUGCUGCUGAUUUAUUAUGAAACCUUGAUAUGCAAGAGACCUGCUAACUGGGGAGCUAAUGAAAGCAGAGGAAAGUAAGGUCACAUAUUUAUGCAAUAGAAAAUUAUGGGUACAAGGAGAGGGGCCUUAGUAGCAAUCUAAUAGGAGAUCACUUCCUCAACCUAUUCAUGAGUAUUGAGGUGGCAUUUCAAAGUAGAUAGGGAUAGACUUUGUGUUUGCAGUACAUGGAAGUGUUUUUGAUAUAGUCAGGUUUUUUUCUGUAAUAUUAAUGGCAGAGUUGGAGGUGGCUAUACAUUUUUAUAUUAAAUUAUUCCCCACUUUAUUAGUAUUGAGACUUAGAGAUGGGACUGAGUUGCAAACUACUGACCUGGAUCCAAAAUCUCUUAGCAUUUGGGGUUGUUCAGAUCCUGGGGUUUUAGUUUAGCCUCAUCUCUUUAAUAACAUUAUUUUACUUAACAACUAAUCUGCUUUGUAAUUACUCUGAAAGUAUCAUAUUGGUUGAUUCGUCCUGAAAAAUAACAUUAUAGCUCUGCCUGGAGUGAGUGACUCUGGAUCAGAUUAUGGUAGCUCUGCAAUCUCAUAGUAACUGUUGAUUUAUGGGACCCAAGCUAGAGUGCAGCAUCCCACAGAAAAUCCAGCAAGUUGGGAGUGAGGUCUAAGGGACCCCAGAACUGCUAAAGCAAAAGCUCUCUACAGGGAUAGCUCUGCUGGCCCCCACCCUUAGGUGCAUGGCUUUGCUUAAGCCAUGUUUCCAUUGCUUGGCUCCCCUUGUGGCUACAUAGUAGCAACCUGGAAGGGAACUCAGAGCCCUGUUAAACAGUGUUAAUUCCUACUUGGAUGUCUACUGUGGCAGAGAAUAGAGUCACAGGGCACAGCCAGCCCCCUGCCCUUCUCCAUAUCCAUGGGGCCCCGGAGCUGUGUGGGAAGAGACAGCACCCUUUCUCUCAAUCAGUGCCACAGCUGGAGACAUUCACAUACAAAGGGUCCCGUCCACAUCUGGAUCCCGAAGAGACAGUCCAGGCCUAUGUAAUUACAAAGUCACUGUUGUAUUUUGUAUUUAUGUGGUAAUCAGAGAUUAACUGCUCUAUAAAAUAAAAGGGUUGCUAACUAAGAUUUUCUAGAGCUGUUUCCCAUUCUGCACAUGGUGGGUGGGAGGGGUAGGAACCUGCAAUCACUGCUAUUUUGGAUGUUUAGGCUGCUGCUCCUAUGGAGCAGGGUCAGACCCAGGUCUAGGAAACAGCAGUUCCCUGCCCAUUUACUCAGACCUGUCAUUUGAAAGCACAUUUCUGUUGGUCUUCAUUGUGUUGUGUGUGUUUAACAUGUGACUCAUAAUAAGAUACACUGUACUGAAACAUACAGCAAUAUUUAUGGGAUUUGAGAAAUGUGCAAUAGGACAAUAAUACAGUACAUAAAACAUAUCAAUUAUUGUAUUGUAUCUUGCAAACUCCAUUAAUACUCAGUUACCUUACAUUUCAGUACAAUAUUAAUUGCAGAUUCCAUCUCCCUUGACUCACUCUCUCAGCCUUCUGUCUCCCAUCUCUCUGGCCUCCUUGACUCUGUCAUCCUUAGACUGUGCCAUCAUUCCUUGCCACUGAAUGCCUGAAAAACAAAAGUCCUUGGGGUAAAACACUGACCCUGCUCCACCUGUGACUCUACUAUCCCUCUGCUAACUCACCCCUUCACUUGGCUUCCAAAGCCAGAAAUCUUGGAAUUCUCCCUGAACCAAAUUUUUGUCCUCUACCCUUGUUUACCUUUUCUGUGCACCUGCCUAAAGCUACCUCGAGAACAUUUUCAUAAUCUCUUUAUCUUAUUCCUUGUCAAAAAGCUCAUUCCUGCCUUCACCACUUAUUAUUCUAUUAUCCUGAUUAGCGCACUUCCCUCUUGCAUACUCCUACACUCAAAAAUUCUGGAAGGUCCAAAAUAUUGCAGCUAGAGUCCCCUCUCCAGGAUCCUGUCACUAACUGGCCUCUUGCCAUUUUUAAAUCUCCCUUUAAAGGAAUCUCCAAGGAUUCACUCCACCCUUCCCUCUCCUUAUAUUCCCUCCCAUCUCCACUUUGCAUCAUUUUAGUCUGCCUCCUCAGGAUCCUCUACAGUUCCACGAUUUUAUUUGUUUUGGCUCAUCAAUGUCGGAUGUUCACUACAAGCCACUAAGCCAUUCCCUUUUACAGCUUGCCGUGAAGUCCCUGUUUUCAGUGUAUCUUGUUUGACUCUUACUAUCAAUGCGUUUUAUGAUCCUUUGUAUAAAGGAUGCUAUGUAAAUUAUAUAGUAUCCUUGUUCUCUUACGAUGCGCUGUACUGCAACUCUGGCAGAUUUCAGUUUUGGUGAGUUAUAAUCAUGAGAUAAAUUAGAAUACAUAAAGGGACAAACAACCCAAUUUAAAAGGACCCAUUCCCAUUAUUAGCCUGGCUUAGAUUGGCAUAAACUGGGUCAGUUUAAUGUGGCCCAAUUUCAUUUGCUCUCAUUCCAAUUCCAAGAAUUGAAGUGAGAAAAAUCCCUGUGCUGGACAGAGUCAAGGUGAGGAGAAUGCUGCAUUUGCUUGCUAAUCCUGGUUCUAGCAGGACUGGUGCCUCCUGCAUUUAUAGGGAAAUUCUCCAUUUUCUUUUUGUAAAGACACUAUGAGGAAUAUUUCUUUUCAAAAUAAAUGCCCAUGACAACCUGAUUUUAAAUUACAACCCCCAAUGUCCCUAGUUUUGUUAGCGGUACUUGCAUAUAGAGGUUUUGUAAAGACAAAAAGAUUAAUAAUGGGGAACUUGAGCAAUCAUAAAGCAUAAAAUUAUGUAUUCUCCCCCACUUGCGCCCCCUCUCCCUUUUUAGCAUAGUGUUUCUUGAAUAAGGAACCAAAAUCUUGAAUUAGAACCCCGAUUCAGCAACAGACUUAACCAUGUGAAUAGUUCAGUUACAGCCAAUUGGGCCUACUCCUGUGCUUAAACUUUGGCAUGUGCUUUUAUAUCUUGCUUAAUCAAGGCCUAAACAGAGAGGGGAAAAAUUGUGUUGGGAUCAGGUGGAUGAUGCUUGCUUUGUGAAACAAUUGCCAUGGGCGUAACUUUUUUGUUUAAAAAGUCAUGUUUACUGCUAUUUUCUGGCAUUAUAGCUCAAUCUACCAUUAAUCAAAAUAAAGACAUUUUCAGCAGUUUCAGCACUGGCACCCAUUGGAUUAGAGUCGUCUUUCACUUAGGCCCCAGUCUAGUGAAGCACUUAAGCACGUGCUUAACUUUAAGUACUUGACCAAACAUGACAGGUCCCAUGAGUCUAGUCACAUGCUUAAAGCAUUCUUAUCUGAUUUGCUGGAUCAAAGCCUUACAGUGGUGUAAGUCAGAAACUCCAUUGAAGUCGGUGUAAAUGAGAAGAGAACCAGGUCCAUAGACUUCAGUUGGUGCAGGAUCAGGCCCUUGGGCUGUACUUUCUCAACUCAGUGCACUGGACUUUUCCUGUGCAGCUUCCAGAAAGUCUAGUGGAAGUUGCAUGGCUCAAGCCACUGACAUCUUAUUUGAGAAUGUGCCUCCUUAUCUUUCAGUGUGUAAAAUAAUGCAAAAAAUAAAUAACGUACAAUGUCUGUGGUAGAAGCAAGGCUUUUAAAAUCUGUUUCUCAGGUAAACAAGUGACACUAAUGACAAUGGAGUAACAGCCAUCUAAGAGAAUUUGGAUCUAUAAAAAGGAGGGUGCCCUCAAUCUCACAGAAUAGUUGGGUUGCUAGACACGUUUGCUGAGCCUUUGAAGACUUGGUGAAAAAAGGAAACAAGAAAUAAAAUUUGUAUUCACUGCUGCCCUUCGAUAGAAAAAUGUACAUUUCAAAAGCACAAAGGGAAGAUUUUUUAAAAAUAAAGUAAAAAAAAGAAAGAUACCAGUUAAAUUCCUUUUGUCUUUUACUCCCAGUGGGAAGCAGGGUAGAAAUCUAAGGAGAUGCUCUGUUUCACUGCCUGCAGCACUGGCUGUAGACAUUUUGACUGCUGCCUACAGAGAUUUGAAUGUACUGCUCCUUAAGUUAACUUCCAUAGAACUGGAGGCACCUCUUUAGUAAGUUGCUACUGUUUUAUGGUGCUAAAAUAACUUUUAUCCCCCUUGAGCAUUUCAGAAAUAGUAAAUGGCCCUUUUUAUGAAUGUAACGUAUCCAUUUCUGUUUAACAUUUUACACGACAGUUUUAACAUGUUUGGAAAUUAUUUGCCUUUUUUCUUUUAGAAUAAGCUUUAUAAAUAUUCUGUAGAGUCAAUUGAAGUAUAAUUCUUAAGGAUCACUCUAAGACGCCUACAAAAUCUUGUAUAUUUUUAAGUGUGCCAAUUUGUAAAAUAUUUUGUAAGUGUAUAUUUUUCUUAGAAAAGUGCUGUGAAGUGUUUGUAUGUGUGAGGUUUCCUUUUUUUUGCACCUCCGGGUGUUAAUAAAAGGAUGUAUACUUAAAAGUUUCUGGUUUUAAAAACCAAAAUACAAAGAAAAAAAUUAAACUUUUGUUGGGAAUUUUGUAAUAAAAAGAAAUGUUGUGAAAGAGUGUAGUGAUAUUGUGUAAAGGAAACUGGAAAUUUGUGAGCGCUUUGCUGUUUUAUAGAUCCUCUUGUAAAUUAUUCUUGUAAUAUUUUUGGUUUUGUUGUUCUUGUUGCAAAGGUUUUAAAUAUUUGUGACUGACUCUGUAUGGUGAAAACGUCAUAUUGUUAACUUGCUGAGUUUUGUUAUAUUGUUUAUGGAACAAAUAAAAAAAUUAAAAAUCUCAUUUUAAGAUCA
Molecule: messenger RNA, 11515 nt
Organism: Chelonia mydas (Green sea turtle)
Lineage: Eukaryota; Metazoa; Chordata; Testudines; Cheloniidae
Gene: NEXMIF
Product: neurite extension and migration factor
Exons: 4
Coding region: 491-4867 (1458 amino acids)
Biological process (GO): negative regulation of neuron migration; negative regulation of cell-cell adhesion mediated by cadherin; negative regulation of cell adhesion mediated by integrin
Cellular component (GO): nucleus
Source: RefSeq, a predicted model, not a curated record